AUGCAAUCAAUCAAUCGUUUCUUGUAUGGACCUACACCAGAAGAGCGUGUUCGUGCAUGGCAAGCAAAAUUGCGUGCAGAGAGUCGACAACUUGAUAGGGAGAUGAGGCAGUUAGAUGUAGCGACUGCCAAGGCUCGUCAAACUGUCAAGCAGCUGGCCGCCAAAGGAGAUGUAAAAUCUGCAAGAAUUCUGGCGAAAGAGGUUGUGAGGAGCAAUAAACAGAAGGACCGCUUAUCGGUAAGUAAAGCGCGACUGGGGUCUAUUGGCACACAGUUGUCGCAACAAAUGGCCAUGAUCAAAGUGACGGGAUCUCUUCAAAAGUCUACAGAAAUCAUGAAACUUUCAAACGCUCUUAUCAAGUUGCCGCAAAUUAGCCAGACAAUGCGAGAAAUGAGUAUGGAAAUGACCAAGGCUGGCAUUAUGGAAGAAAUGCUGGAAGAUACUUUAGAUAUGGAAGAAGAUGAAGAGUUGGAAGAAGAAGCUGAUGCUGAGGUUGAUAAAGUCCUCUUCGAGCUCACCAACGGGAAGCUUGGCGAAGCCGGUAACGUUGGUACUGAGCUACCAACUGUGCAAGAUAAACUCGAAGACGAAGAGACCGAUCGAAAUAUGGAGAGAUAUCGAGAGCAGCUUAAUGGCCUGUUGAGUGGGUGA
This is a messenger RNA of Cyclocybe aegerita, 651 nucleotides long. NCBI's taxonomy places the organism in Eukaryota, Fungi, Basidiomycota, Agaricomycetes, Agaricales, Hemipholiotaceae. The record is from the annotation of a GenBank genome assembly.